Ochotona curzoniae (black-lipped pika) is the source of this 1688-nucleotide messenger RNA. It is a transcript of the gene YWHAH, whose product is annotated as tyrosine 3-monooxygenase/tryptophan 5-monooxygenase activation protein eta. Gene Ontology annotation, biological process: signal transduction. Gene Ontology annotation, cellular component: cytoplasm. The transcript has 2 exons. The record is from RefSeq and is a predicted model, not a curated record. NCBI's taxonomy places the organism in Eukaryota, Metazoa, Chordata, Mammalia, Lagomorpha, Ochotonidae. Bases 164 to 904 code for a protein of 246 amino acids.
GCCACAGCGCGGCGGGGCGAGCCAGCGAGCAGGGCGCGAGCGGCGGCGCUGCCUGCAGCCAGCAGGGCGCGUGCGCGGCGGCGGCGGCGGCGGCGGCGGCGACCGGGGAGCGGCCGAAGGAGCGCGCGGUGCGAGGCGAGAGGCGAGAGGAGAGGCGAGCGACAUGGGGGACCGUGAGCAGCUGCUGCAGCGGGCGCGGCUGGCCGAGCAGGCGGAGCGCUACGACGAUAUGGCCUCCGCCAUGAAGGCGGUGACUGAGCUGAAUGAACCUCUAACCAAUGAAGAUCGAAAUCUGCUCUCUGUGGCCUACAAGAAUGUGGUUGGUGCCAGGCGAUCCUCUUGGAGGGUCAUCAGCAGCAUCGAGCAGAAAACCAUGGCCGAUGGAAAUGAGAAGAAAUUGGAGAAGGUUAAAGCUUACCGAGAGAAGAUCGAGAAGGAGCUGGAGACCGUUUGCAAUGAUGUUCUCGCUCUGCUUGACAAGUUCCUCAUCAAGAACUGCAAUGAUUUCCAGUAUGAGAGCAAGGUGUUUUACCUGAAAAUGAAAGGUGAUUACUACCGCUACUUGGCAGAGGUGGCUUCUGGGGAGAAGAAAAACAGUGUGGUCGAAGCAUCUGAAGCCGCCUACAAGGAAGCCUUUGAGAUCAGCAAAGAGCACAUGCAGCCGACGCACCCCAUCCGACUGGGCCUGGCCCUCAACUUCUCCGUGUUCUACUACGAGAUCCAGAAUGCGCCCGAGCAGGCCUGCCUCUUAGCCAAACAAGCCUUCGACGAUGCCAUAGCUGAGCUGGACACACUAAAUGAGGAUUCCUAUAAGGACUCCACUCUGAUCAUGCAGUUGCUGCGAGACAACCUCACCCUCUGGACGAGCGACCAGCAGGAUGAAGAAGCAGGAGAAGGCAACUGAAGAUCCUUCCAGUCCCCUGGCCCUUCCUUCACCCACACCCUCAUCAUCACCAAUUCUUCCUUGCCACAAUCACUAAGUAUCUAGUGCUAAACCUAUCUGUAUUGGCAGCACAGCUACUCAGAUCUGCUCUCCUGUCUCUUGGGAAGCAGUUUCAGAUCAACCUUCAUGGGCAUUGCUGGACUGAUGGUUGCCGUGAGCCCAUAGGAGCUCCCUUUUUGAGAUGUGCAGAGAAGUGAGUUCUGAAUGAGGCAUUUCACCAUGCCUGUUGAUCUAGGAGAAAUUCAGGCAUAAGUAAUAGGGGCGUUUAGAAAGGAGAAGUGGCUAUUUAAAACAAGCUGAUAGUGUUUUGUUAAGCAGUACAUCUUGUGCAUGCAAAAAAAACGAAAUCACCCCUCCCACUUCUUUCUUCAGCUAAUGGAAAACUGUUAAGGGAAGCUGAUACAGAGAGACAACUUGCUCCUUUCCAUCAGCUUUAUGAUAAACUGUUUAAUGUGAGGUUUCAGUAGCGCCUUGUUUUUUGCCUCUUUAAAUUAUGAUGUGCACAAAACCUUCUUUUCAAUGCAAUGCAUCUAAAGUUUUGAUACGUGUAACUUUUUUUUGGUUGCUAUUGUUUAAGAAUCAUGGAUUUAUUUUUUUGUAACUCUUUGGCUAUUGUCCUUGUGUAUCCUGACAGCACCAUGUGUGUCAGCCCUUGUCAAUCAAGAUGGGUGAUUAUGAAAUGCCAGACUUCUAAAAUAAAUGUUUGGAAUCCAAUGGGUAAAUAAAUGCUGCUUUGGGGAUAUUG